Pogoniulus pusillus (Red-fronted tinkerbird) is the source of this 11213-nucleotide messenger RNA. It is a transcript of the gene BMPR2, whose product is annotated as bone morphogenetic protein receptor type 2. The transcript has 13 exons. Bases 1085 to 4210 code for a protein of 1041 amino acids. The record is from RefSeq and is a predicted model, not a curated record. Gene Ontology annotation, molecular function: ATP binding; transforming growth factor beta receptor activity. Gene Ontology annotation, biological process: blood vessel development; BMP signaling pathway; cellular response to growth factor stimulus. Gene Ontology annotation, cellular component: plasma membrane; signaling receptor complex. Lineage: Eukaryota; Metazoa; Chordata; Aves; Piciformes; Lybiidae.
GGCGCUGGUGCCGUGGGGCUGGGCGGGAGGGGGCGCGAGCCGCGGCGGCCCCGCGGCCCUCGCCCGCAGCUGGCGGCAGGCAGGGGAAGGAGGCGGAGCGGCGUAGAGCUGCGGGGAAGGCGCUGGCAGCGUGGAGAGGUUGAGCCGUUCCCCGGCCGUGAUCGGAGACCUGAAGGAUAAGGCCAGACCAAGCAGGGGCUGCUGGCGCUGUGGAAAGUUAGGGAGGAAGGCGGAGGAGGGGGGAGCACCUUUCCCCCCGUGUGGGGAAGGGCCUCCGCCGUGCUCUCGCCCGCGGAGCGGAGCCGGCUGCCCUCGUAGCUGAAGCCGCCGAGGAGGGGCCUCGCCUCCCGCCGCCCCGCGCUCCGGGCUCCACCUUUGUCGGGGUGGCCUGGGGUGGUGUCGCUUCUGUGGUGGGGGGCGGGAGGCUGGGGGUGCGCGAUUGAGACCGCCCGGCGGGGGAGACAGAUGGGCCGACAUGCAGCCGCAGCCCUCGCCGUGAGAGCAGACGGGGUCGCGUCUCGCCGCGGUGGAACUGAGGGGAUCGCCGUCGCCUUCCUGAGUGCAUGAGGCAGCGAGGAGGGGCGACGAGAACACAGAGACCUUUAACGGGAUGGGACGCGGCUCUUCACUAAGCCCGUAGAGAUCGAUAUUCGUGCUGCGGUCAGCCGGCGGGGCUGCUCUGACUGACGUUGCUGUAGACGCGCACUCGCGUCUGGAUAUGUUUCCUUCUCACCCGGGUUGUUUCUUCGAUAUCGUGAAGCUGCGUGGGAAAUAAGCUUGGUUCCCAGCUCAGUCGGGAGCGUGCCGCCGUUCCCCGCAGGGGGGAGAUGCCUCGGGGCUGGGAAGCAGGAGCAGACGCUUCCCCGGUGUCCGCGGAGCGCUGCCGGCUCCCGAGACAUGAAGGCAGGCGGGUGUAAUGGAGUAAGAGCGAAGACGGCUCCUCUCAUCUACCAUUUGCCCUUCCAGACGGGAUUGUAAACCGAGAGAGCAGAGGAAGGCUGUGCGAAAGAAGGAAGAAAUUCCCCUCGUCGGUCUUUUCUUUUUUUUUCUCCUCCUCUUGCCUCGAUCCUUGGCUUCCCCAGGUAUGACUGCCUCACUGCAGCACCUUGUGCUGGUGCUCUUGCUCUCCAGUGCCACCCUGCUGCUCAGCACUGCGGCUGCUACCCAGAGUGAGGAGCGGCUGUGUGCCUUUAAGGACCCCUAUCAGCAGGACCAUGGAAUCAGUGAGAGCCGAAUCUCCCAGGAGAAUGGCACAGUUUUGUGCAUGAAAGGUAGUACUUGCUAUGGACUUUGGGAAAAAACACGAGAAGGAGAUGUGCAUCUUGUAAAACAAGGUUGCUGGUCUCGUAUAGGAGACCCACAGGACUGUCACUUAGAAGAGUGCAUAGUUACAACUACCCCUUCCUUGAUUCAGAAUGGAACAUAUCGCUUCUGCUGCUGUAGUACAGACUUGUGUAAUGUCAACUUCACAGAAAAUUUUCCACCUCCUGAUCCUACUGACACAACCCCUUACAAUUCUUCUCAUUCUUUUCAUCGAGAUGAGACAAUAGUUAUUGCCCUGGCAUCAGUGUCUGUUCUGGCUGUUCUGAUUGCUGCUCUGUACUUCGGAUACAGGAUGCUUGCAGGAGACCGUAAACAAGGUUUGCACAGUAUGAACAUGAUGGAGGCAGCAGCAUCAGAGCCCUCUUUGGAUCUGGAUAAUCUAAAGUUGUUGGAGCUGAUUGGUCGGGGAAGAUACGGAGCAGUGUAUAAAGGCUCCCUAGAUGAGCGCCCAGUGGCUGUGAAAGUAUUUUCUUUUGCUAACCGUCAGAACUUUGUCAACGAGAGGAACAUUUACAGGAUUCCACUGAUGGAGCAUGACAACAUUGCCCGCUUCAUUGUGGGAGAUGAGAGGUUCACUGCAGAUGGCCGCAUGGAAUAUUUAUUGGUGAUGGAAUAUUACCCCAAUGGUUCUUUGUGCAAAUAUUUGAAUCUUCACACGAGUGAUUGGGUGAGCUCUUGUCGUUUGGCCCACUCUAUAACUAGAGGCUUGGCGUACCUUCACACAGAGCUACCUCGAGGAGACCAUUACAAACCUGCAAUAUCCCAUCGUGACCUAAACAGCCGCAAUGUACUGGUAAAGAAUGAUGGAACAUGUGUAAUUAGUGAUUUUGGGCUCUCCAUGAAGUUAACUGGAAACAGACUGGUACGUCCAGGUGAGGAAGAUAAUGCAGCUAUUAGCGAGGUUGGUACAAUCCGCUAUAUGGCCCCAGAAGUGCUUGAAGGAGCAGUCAACUUGAGGGACUGUGAGUCUGCUUUGAAACAAGUGGAUAUGUAUGCCCUAGGCCUUAUCUACUGGGAGAUAUUUAUGAGAUGUACAGACCUCUUCCCAGGGGAGUCUGUGCCAGAGUAUCAGAUGGCUUUCCAGACAGAAGUCGGGAAUCAUCCCACCUUUGAAGAUAUGCAAGUCUUGGUGUCUAGAGAGAAGCAAAGACCAAAAUUUCCAGAGGCAUGGAAGGAGAACAGCCUGGCUGUGAGGUCACUUAAAGAGACAAUUGAAGACUGCUGGGAUCAAGAUGCUGAAGCUCGGCUAACAGCGCAGUGUGCUGAGGAGAGGAUGGCAGAACUCAUGAUGAUUUGGGAGAGAAACAAAUCAGUUAGUCCAACGGUCAACCCUAUGUCAACUGCCAUGCAAAAUGAGAGGAAUUUGUCACACCAUAGACGUGUAUCAAAGAUAAGACCAUAUCCAGAUUACUCUUCCUCUUCCUACAUUGAAGAUUCAAUCCACCACACUGACAGCAUAGUGAAGAACAUUUCUUCUGAACAUUCAAUGUCCACUACACCACUGACUUCAGGGGAGAAGAACAGAAACUCCAUUAACUAUGAGCGACAACAAGCGCAAGCUCGCAUCCCCAGUCCUGAGACGAGUGUCACCAGUUUGUCCACCAAUACUACCACCACCAACACAACUGGCCUCACUCCCAGCACUGGCAUGACCACCAUAUCUGAAAUGCCUUAUUUGGAUGAAACAAACUUACAUACUACAAAUGUCAUGCAGCCAGGUGGACCCACCCCUGUUUGUCUGCAGCUAACAGAGGAGGACUUAGAGACAAAUAAAUUGGAUCCAAAAGAAGUGGAUAAGAACCUGAAAGAAAGCUCUGAUGAGAAUCUGAUGGAACAUUCACUUAAGCAGUUUAGUGGGCCAGAUCCACUUAGCAGCACUAGUUCCAGCUUGCUUUAUCCUCUCAUAAAACUUGCAGUAGAGGUGACAGGACAGCAGGACUUCACACAAGCUGGCAAUGGUCAAGCAUGUUUGAUUCCGGAUGUCCCAUCUGCUCAGGUCUAUCCUCUGCCCAAGCAACAGAACCUUCCCAAGAGGCCUACUAGCCUCCCCCUAAACACCAAAAAUUCAACAAAGGAGCCACGGUUAAAAUUUGGUGGCAAGCACAAAUCAAAUCUGAAACAAGUGGAAACAGGUGUUGCCAAGAUGAACACUAUCAAUGCUGCAGAACCUCAUGUUGUCACAGUUACCAUGAACGGAGUGGCUGGGAGAGGCCACAGCAUAAACUCUCAUGCUGGCACAACCCAGUACACCAAUGGCACAGUGCCAUCUGUCCAGACAACCAGUUCAGUUGCACAGAGGGCCCAGGAAAUGCUUCAGAACCAGUUCAGUGGAGAGGAUAGUCGACUGAAUAUUAAUUCCAGCCCUGAUGAGCAUGAACCCUUACUGAGGCGGGAGCAGCAAGUUGGCCACGAUGAAGGUGUCCUAGACCGCCUAGUAGACAGGAGAGAGCGACCACUGGAUAACGGCCGAACAAAUGCCAAUAACAACAACAGUAAUCCAUGUCCAGUGCAAGACACAGCCACAGCCAGUAUCCAGAAUGUAGUGAGAAAUCCUGGGCAGACCCAGACUAGAAGAGCGCAGAGGCCUAAUUCGCUGGAUCUGUCAGCCACAAAUAGUUUGGAUAGCAGUAGUAUGCAGUGUGACUCCUCACAGGACGGCAAAUCGGGCUCAGGAGAGAAGAUCAAGAAACGCGUGAAAACUCCAUACUCCCUGAAGCGGUGGCGUCCUUCAACGUGGGUCAUCUCCACAGAGCCGCUGCACUGCGAGGUCAACAACAACGGCAGCGACCGAGCAGUUCACUCCAAAUCCAGCACUGCCGUUUACCUCGCGGAAGGAGGCACUGCCACCACCAUGGUGUCUAAGGACGCAGGAGUGAACUGCCUGUGAAGUACUUCUAAAGCCUACAAAUCACCUGAGUUUCGCAUUAUUUGAAAUAAACCUGCAGAAGACAUUUAAAAAAAACUGCUUUCUCCUCCUGUCAGCAACCCCUACCAAGGACUUGCUUUAAAUAGAUUUCAGCUAUGCAGAACAAUUUUUAGCUUAUGCUUCCAUAUUUUUUGAUUUAGUUUUCUUUUUUGAACGUUUUUGCACUUUUCUUUCGUCUCGCUCGAGUUAAGUCUGUCUGUUUUGACCACGGAAUAUAUAUAUGUGUAUCGGAAAGGUGGUCUCAAAAUAUUUUUUUAAAAAAAAAAAGGAACGAAAAAAGUGUUGCUGAUAAUCAGUUUGGACCAGGUUCUUAACGGUCACUAAGAUCAGGAGCAGACUAUAAGACAGGUUUGACUGCAGUGGUGUCUCGUAACCAUGUUUUCAUUUCUGUGCACAAGCUAGUCUGUGUAUUUCUAUGUUACAAAGUGUUUUCUUUCUUUAAACCCCCUUUUUUUUCUUGUGUCAUGUUGAAAUGUGCAAUAGUCUAUAGUUCACAGUAUGCUUUAUUGAAAAGUGGGUUUUGUUUUUUAAACUGCCACAUGUUCCCCUUUUUGUAUGUGUUAAUUUUCCCCUGACAGUUGAGCAGUUCAGCCGGUCACAACAGUGAACUUUGCACACUGUAGCCAGCUUGGAGCAGCUGCCUCUUCACAUUGUGCUCUGAGGUGACAAUGCAUGAAUUUUCCCUGACUCGAAAGGGCUUUAAAAAAGGAACAAAAAAGACAACCUGAGCUCAGUACCUUUCCUUUGAUCCUUCCAAAUCAAAAUGUGUUUCUUUAUAGCAGUAGACGCCAACUUGUGAAGUUCUGAGUAACAAAACAUUGAACAAAUGUAAGGAAACAAUGUCAGCCAUUUUUUUCCAUUUCAUUUCGUGUGCAGUUUCACCCUUCUGUAUUUAUGUAAAACUUAUUUAGAUCACUAAUGAAGUACAUUAAAAACCUGCAUUUUAUUCAGAAACCUUAGUAACUGUCAUACUUAAAAGCUCUAGUGAAGAUAGGUUGUGAAUGUAUUUUGUUUACACAGUGGAAAAAUUACAAGUCUUAUUUGGCAUAUAGCAGCUUUGUGAUGAUUCACAAAUCUUUUCUGAUUUACCUCCUUAGAGGCAGUCUGGGGUAAAAUCACCCUGAUUACUUAUGCAGGUAGGUGCAUCCUAGUUGACUGAUGUUACUAGGUAAAGCUUAUUUGCCUUUCAGAGUUUUUAGAGGUCCUCAUUCAUCUUGCUAAAAUGUACUGCGUGCUUUUAAAAUUCAUGGUUGUGAGUGUUUGCAGAAGAGGGUUGGAUUUUGAGUCCCUCUGCUUAGACCCUUCUAUCAGUUUGUAUGCACAUUUUAGGUGUCUAUGAACAUGAAUGUAGUAUAUACUGAGAUAAAUUUGUUUUUUCACCAUCACAAGUAAACCUUACCCUUUUUUAGGGUCCACUGAAGUCUACUGAAAGAAAAUUCAAUUCUGUAUUGGUCAGGGCCUCUUUCCACCUAAGAAAUAUCUUACACCUAAGCAAUACUCUUUCUGAUUGAAAACACUUCAGUAAAAGCUGUUUAGAUAAAAGACAUCUCACCUGCCAGUUUUUGGUACUGAAUAAAGUACCAAAACUUUAUCACUUUGCCUAAAAACUGGUGAUGUUCAAAGAAAGGAAAUUAUUCAGUCAGCCUGCCAAACUCCAGUGGCAGGAUGCUGUCAGCAAACAAUUGUCUCCCCCAGCCUGUCUCAUUUUGGCUGACUGAGACAGAUGCUCUGUGCUUUGAAGCUCAUUUGUUUCCUUGCUACUAUAUUAUUCCCCCCCCCCCCCCCCCCCAAUAUAAACUUUGCUAGCCCUGUUCUUCUGUAUCUUAUGAUGCAACGAGUAUAAAAUAUGCCUUGCUACAUCUGAUUCUUGGUAUUUCCCAAACUCUGUCUUGUUCAUGCUUGAUUGCUAUGAUUUUUCUCUUGUCAUGCUUCUUAAUGUUUCUUAGAUUUUCCUUGAUACCUCCAAGAGAUAACUCUAUAAAUCCCAAAUUUGGUGAAAUGUAGUUGUAGAAAUACAAGCCACUAGACACAUCUUGAGCACCCUGUGCUCUUUAAGCACCAGUUCAAGUAGAACCUUUCUUCUGUCAUCUGCCUGGAUAAAUACAGUUACAUCUCCUCUCUUCAAAAAUACAGCCUUUCUCUGGUUUUACUUCUAAUUCACUCUCCAGCUUCCCAUCUGCUCCAGUCUUGCAUCCCAGAUGUUGAAAACCUGCCAGUUACUCAGCUGGGUUUCAAGACCCAAAUCAAAAUUUUUGGCAUUCUGUCCAAAAUGCUAGUUGUGGUUUUCUUCUUUUUUUGGCCUUUGAGUCUUCCUUUGAAGUACAGUAUGUUGCGUUGUGAUGAUGUAUAUCAAAGAUUCUUCACUUAUUGCCCAAUGACUUUUUUUCUUUGCUUUGGCUUGUGUGUAUUAUCUAUUAGCAUUUCAUAAUGUGGGCUGAAAAGCAUGUUUAGGACACUCUGACUGAACUUGCAACACUCUGCAGAGAGAAAAGUUACUUGCUCUGACUGCUGCAUCUUUCUGCUGUCUGUACCAGACUUCUAGCCUUUCUUUUCAGGCCAGCACUUUGUAUGAAAUCCAACUUUUUUUAUGAGCAAUGCAAUCAAAAUAAUUCUAAGACCAGAUGAAAAUGUCGUUUUUCUGUAGUUUUAAACAUUCCUAAAGUAACCACAGUAGUAUUUUUUUUUCCUUUAUCAAUUCUAUCACUUGGUAGAAGGCCUCUGGAAUGAAUAAUAAUUAGUAGAAAGUAUUUGUUUUGUAUUCUCCCAUGGAUAAUUUGUAACAUGACAGAAAUGUGUACUUUAUCACAAAACACUCUAUAGAUUAACUGGGGAAGAACUCUCAUUUUUAAAGGUCAGUGAAAACAAACUCUUAAGUAGUACCAAAAGACUAACUCUGCACAGCUCAAUGAGAUCAGGAUGGCAGUCUGGCUUUAAUGCUUCAUUUGGCAAUGCUUUUUUUUGCCCACAGCAUCUAAUCAAAUCUCCACAGAAGACUUUUGCAGUAAAUUAAUGAUACUGAAUUGUAUCUCAUACCAUGAGGAAUCAUCUUUCACCAGAUAAAAUAUAUGUAAGAGAGAGAAUUCUACAGAUCAGACACAGGGGAUAGGUGAUAAAUGUAUUAUAAUCAGAGGAGACAAAUUUGUAUGUGUUUUGUUUUGGGUUUUUUUACUUUUGUGGUUUGUUUUUGGUUUUGUAAGUAAAAAGGAUAAUUAUUGUUUUCUCCUGUAUAUUGCCGACAGGAUAAAUAGAGCAAAAUGGACUAGAAUGAUAGUGUAAAUACCUAUGAAUUGUGCCACAGUCAAAUAGGCAGAAGUAGAAUAUUUGCUCUGGUAAUUUAUAAUGUAUAAUUCAAGUAAAAUGUUAGAGCAAACAUUUGUGAUGUUUGUGUAAAUAAGCCAAAAUCCCAGAUCUUACUGGUUUUAAAAAAUGGUGUGCUAGUAGAAGCCAGAAGAGUUUCUAUAGGUAAAUGCUUUGUCUCUUUUUCUGUUUCCUGUUAUAAAGAUACUCUCCAACAUAACAUGGGUUUUAAAAUGUGAAUUCUAGCCAUUUGAAUGGACGUGCCUCAUGGUCAGAUUUAUUUUCUUCUAAAAUUGCUAUGUACCAGUCAGAUUAACUGCAACAAUUCUCCUCCACUUAUAAUGCUCUACGGCUUUGUGUACUAAACAAUUAAACACUCCAAGAUGCACUUAAAUUGCACACUGAAGGUAAAGGAACUCCUAAUUUAAAAGAAAACCAACUGAUAUCAUUAGAAUAUUCUCAGAAACAAAGAAUGUUUCUGUUUGUAUUUUGCUUUCUUACUGCCAUUCUCUUGUGUCUUGUUUCUAUAUAGAAAAUCACCUAAUUUUCUAGGGCAAUGCAGUUUCAUUUAUUCCAGUGCACUGAGGGACAAAAAACCAGCACAAGAUGCUGGCAGGAUUCAGGAAACAAACAACAAAGCCCUCCCACCCCUUAUAAAUACAUUUAGAAAGUAAAUAUCUUUCUACUUUUCAGCUUUCUCUGAAAGAAAUCUUUAAUCUAGCCUGCCUCAGAAAGGAGAAUAAGGAAGUUCUGUAGUGGUAUAGAAUAGAAUAUUGGGCCAAAUUUAAUUAGAAUGCAUUGUCAGUUUGAAAAUAUGUAUGUCUACAUUGCAUAUGCCAUUGUGUCUGUUCAGUGCAUUUUGCUCCUUUUUUAAAAAUUAAAAUCCACUAAUACAACAUCACUAAAUUUGUGUUCAGAUUAUCAUUUUCUUUCAUGAAAAAUAUUCAAAAGAUCAUAGCCAUUCUGCUACAGAAACAUUAUUAUGGAAACUUUCAGCCUAAUGAGGGUGAAUUUAGUCUAUACUGGAAAAAAACAGUUAUGCUGUAAUUGUCACUUGUGUAAAAGUCAUGGCAGUUUACAUUGCUGAAACAGGAUGGGUUUAAGUCAGAAAAAUAUGAUAAUUGCUGAGCAUGUUACUUUAUAUGUGAACUGGUGCAGCUUAUCAAGGAAAAGUGAAAUAGGAUUGAUUAGCCUAUGCCAGCUGGGUUAUAGCCUGGACAAUUUAGUAUUUUGCAUAAAUUUGGAUUACUUCAGUUUUUCCAUCUGGUCUCCCAUUACCCAUUUUAACAAGUAAAUGUAUUGGCCUCCUGUUUUUCCUGUGCUUACUACUUUUUUUGUUCAUCUUGAAGCCUUUUCUCCAGUGAAAAAGCAAUACCGAUUGCAGUGAAGGCCACAGUAUUUAUUUAAUGUAAGCUCUAUAUGCAUUUAGGUGCAUAUGUAUGUUGUGCAUAAAUUCCAGGAGCAAAUUCUGUGAGUUACAGCAUCAGAUGGAGCACUGGCAGCAAGUAUAAUGUCAUUUUGCAUAUGCCCUUUUCCAAGUUGUCUUUAGCACACCACUUUAAAGAUGAGAUCAGACUAUGCCAUAUAGUCCGGUUGUGCAGAGAAAGAUGGAAAUGCACAUGACAAACUCUCCAAAGCUAAGGAAUUUAAGGUAUCUUACAGAUCAAAAAUAUUUAAUACAUGGUAAUUUUUAUAAGACUGUUUUAUAUAGUACCUAUAGUUACGUUUGUGGUUGUCAUUUAAACAGAGUCUUUUAGACCAUUGAAUCCAAUUCUAUUUUAGGCUCCUGUAUUGUCAUAUAAAACACUAACUGUAGAAAUACAUCCCUAUUUUGACCCCACCCUUCCAGUAGGUUCACUUUUGAAGUGAAAUAAUAACAACUCAGAUUUCCCAUUUUGAGGUUUCUUCUGUAGAAACUAAAACAGGUUGCAGAACUUCCACUUCUGCAAAUAACAGAUUUAGGCACUCUGAAUCAAAAGGGGGCUUAUGAUACACACUAGUGUGUCUGAGCAAGUCAACAUCUGAUCCAGUAGUGCUUGAGCAGAUUGCUGUUGAAAUCAAAGAGGAGUCUGCCAUUGACGGGGCAAAGGAGGCUUGGAUGCUGCUAGCAGUGGUUUUAAAAGUUAAGAUAAGCCCUGAGAAAGCUAAAGUGGAAUGUGGGACUGCACCAGUGGGAGUGGUAGUGGAAGGUUUCAAGCUAAAUCCUCAUUUGCACCAAAGUCCUUUAAUGCUUAUCUGGAUUUCAUGCCAGUUUGACUUAGUGGCUUCUGUGAUGCGUUCCUAACAUGAAUUACUUCUUAUGAGCAUUUCUCUUUGUUUCAUUGUGGUUUACUAUAUGUAAUGUCCACAGUAAGCAGAACUAGUCCAGAGUUAUGCUAAUUUAUCAUCUAAUUGUCAGAUGUUUUUAAAGCCUUUUGAUCAGUAAUUGUGUACAUUUGCAAUUCAUUCAGUUGGUUUAAUACAUCAUGUUUCAACAGAUGCAUCAACUGUCACAGUAAGGAAGGAUUUCUUCAAAGUUACUUCUGGCUUCUGCAGGUACAUUACAGGAGCACACAUCUGUCAGGGCAUAGCAUCAUGCCAGGUAACAGUUUUAAAGCAGAAGUAAUUAGCCUCUGUAAUUUCCUACUUUCAAGGUCUCCCAAGAAUCAAUUUUUGGUAGUCUAGUCACUUGUUUUUAAGACAGAGCAAAAAUGUGUGAGGUUUAUUUCUAGAGCACUUGAUUCACUUUUUUUUUUUUGGUGUGCUUCAGAACUGUAUCAUGAAGUCUAAUACUUCAGUCUUCUUCAAAAGGAAAUAAAAUAGCUAAUGUUUCUGUAGUUUGUAAAAAGUCACAAGAACAGAAAAUAGGCAAGUACAAGUUAUAGCUGACUUUCAUUUGUCACUUUUGAAUUUCCUGAUUUGUGACCCUUCUCUCUCUUUCACACUGUUGAAAUGUAUUUUAAAGAGUUUGUAUGUAAUGUUUCUUGUCUGCUUUUUGUCUCUAGAGGAAAGUGUGCUCUAUUCACAUUUAUAUAAGCUGGAAUCAUAUUUUACAAUCGCUGUUGAUUAUUUUUCUCCCAAAUGCAGUACAAGAGGAAAAUGAACGUGGUAAAGACUGGUUUUCUAGAGUUUGGUCUUCUGUAGAAGCUGAAAUAAGGAGAUGUGAAACUGCCAUUUUCCUUAUGAAUGACUGUAAAGAGAGCAUUACUUUCUGAGUGAGCUUUUCUGGGGAAGAGGGGGAGAAACCCUAGAAUAUGGAGGCUCAUCGGAACCCUUUUGCUAACGGGUAUUUUUGGUUUUCUCUCAUGACUGAGGAAAUAUCAUGUAUGAAUUUAUAAAUAAUUGCUUUCAGUUACUUCUUUUGUAUAAGCUGCCCAAUACCCUUGCUGUGCUGUAUAAGUUGUGUUUCAUGGAAUAGUGUGAGUAUGAAAUAAAAAGCUAAUUUUUGAUUUUUAUUCAUCUGUGGAUGCCACUAUGAAAGCUGACAUUGUUAAAGCCACUACAGAGUUUUCUAUGAAUACUUGUAAGAAUUGCUUUGUUAUAUAUAAACCUAAAUAAAGAGAUUGUAUUGAUACAGAGACAUUGGAUAAGAACGUUUAAAAGGCUAUUCCUUAGGUCUAAAAGAAAAGGCUUGCUGUAAAAUGGUGCAUUAUUCCAUUUAUUAAAGAUCAUAUUAAUGACAAAAAAA